CACAUUCUCAGGAUGAGGAAGAUCUUGAGAAGGUCAGGAGAAAGAGGAAGUUGGAUUUUCUGGACAUCCUCCUCUUUGCCAGAAUGAAAGAAUGAAAGUAGCUUGACUGACAAGGACCUCCGUGCUGAAGUUGAUACAUUCAUGUUCGGGGGCCAUGAUACCACAGCCAGUGGCAUCUCCUGGACCCUCUAUGCUCUGGCUACCCACCCUGAGCAUCAGCAGAGGUGCCGCAAGGAGAUCCAGAGCCUCCUGGGGGAUGGUGCCUCCAUCACCUGGGAUCACCUGGAUCAGAUGCCCUACACCACCAUGUGCAUCAAGGAGGCACUGCGACUCUAUCCACCUGUACCAGCUGUUGGCAGAGAGCUCAGCAAGCCCAUCACCUUCCCUGAUGGACGCUCCUUACCCAGAGGAAUCCAUGUCUUACUUAACUUUUAUGCACUUCACCAUAAUCCGAAGGUGUGGCCUAACCCAGAGGUGUUUGACCCUUCCCGUUUUGCACCGGGUUCUGAUUCACACAGCCAUGCUUUCCUGCCCUUCUCGGGAGGAUCAAGGAACUGCAUUGGGAAGCAUUUCGCCAUGAAGGAGCUGAAGGUGGCUGUGGCCUUGACCCUGCUUCGCUUUGAGCUGGCGGCAGAUCCUCUCCGAGUCCCUAUCCCCAUAUCAAAAAUUGUGUUGGAUUCCAAGAAUGGGAUCCACCUGAAGCUCAGAAAGCUCCUCUAGUCCUUGUUGGGACAAGGGCAAGCUCUGAGGAACCCCUUCCUGCCCUUCCCUGUCUAUCUCCCCAAUUCCUGCUUUCCAACUGCCCACCUGCCCUUCCACCUGAUGUCCUCCUUCCCAUCCUCUGCCUGUCUGCCCCUUUCUCUGUACUUUUCACUUUCUGCCUGCUUGUGCUUCUCUGGAUUCAUCUCCUUUGGCUGCUAUAAUAAUUUACCAGAGCCUCAGUGACUUAGAACACCACAAAUUUCUUCUCUUAGGGUUCUGGAGUCAGAAGUCUGACAUGGGUUUCACUGGACCACAACCCAGGUGUGGGCAAGGCCACCCAACUUCCAGGGCUCUAGGAGAGAUUCCCUGUCUUUGUCUUUCCAGAAUCUAGAACUGCAUUUUUAUAUCUUUGGCUCCUGGAGUCAUCCUGCAUAUUCAAAUCCAGCAGCAUUUUCAAAUAUCUUUCUGCUUCUAUCUUCACAUUGCCUUCUCUUUUAUGAGGACAUCUAUGAUUAUAUGGGCCACACAGAUAAAACAGGACAUAGUCACACCUGGCAGGAAAUAGGCUGUGGACAUCUUGGGAGCCAUUCUUGAGCUUAAUUGGUCCCCAUGUGACUACCAUCAGUCUGCGUUCUGGUGGCCUUCUGUGUGUCUCCUACCCAUUUGUCAUCUCCACACCCUCUCCUUUUUCCUUCCUCCUUGGAAUAAAGUUUACAACAUCA
Myotis lucifugus (little brown bat) is the source of this 1424-nucleotide messenger RNA. Its product is annotated as cytochrome P450 4A11-like. Bases 142 to 720 code for a protein of 192 amino acids. NCBI's taxonomy places the organism in Eukaryota, Metazoa, Chordata, Mammalia, Chiroptera, Vespertilionidae. The transcript is spliced from 6 exons. The record is from RefSeq and is a predicted model, not a curated record. Gene Ontology annotation, molecular function: oxidoreductase activity, acting on paired donors, with incorporation or reduction of molecular oxygen; iron ion binding; heme binding.